GCCGUCCCGGAGGACUGACUGAAUUGAGUGCUUGAUGAGAGGACCAUGAAGCAUAGAAGCACAGGUUCAGGAAAUCCAUGUGAAUCAAUCAGUUCUUGUAUUUGCCUUGAGCCCUGUUCCUAUUGGCUGGAAUAUCAGGGGGUGGGGUGGUUAGUGGCAAGAUAAAAGGAGCAAAUAUCCCUUGUCCUUUAACACACAAACACACUCCCCACGUGCCUGGCUGUCUGUCCGUCUGUUUGUGUACGCUAAAGAAGAGGACAGUAUCCACAAUCUGAAGCUCUCACUUGAAAAUUGUUACCAUGGAUGCAGCAGAGUUUCGCCGCAGAGGGAAGGAGAUGGUAGACUAUGUAGCCGACUACCUGGAGAACAUCGAACAGCGACCAGUCUACCCAGAUGUGGAACCGGGGUAUCUCCGUUCAUUGAUCCCUACUGAGGCACCACUGGAGCCUGAGAAAUACGAUGACAUUCUUGCAGAUGUGGAGAGGAUUAUAAUGCCGGGGGUCACACACUGGCAUAGCCCAUACUUCUAUGCCUACUUUCCAUCUGCUAGCUCAUACCCUGCCAUCUUGGCCGACAUGCUGUGUACAGGCAUUGGCUGUAUUGGAUUCUCCUGGGCUGCCAGCCCAGCCUGUACAGAGCUGGAGACAGUGAUGUUAGAUUGGCUGGGGAAGAUGCUGAACCUGCCGGAGACUUUUAUAGCUGGGACUCAUGGCCACGGAGGAGGUGUAAUCCAGAGCACAGCCAGUGAAGCAACCCUGAUGUCCAUGCUUGCUGCCCGCUGUAAAGCGGUCCGCUACGUUCAGGCGUCCAACCCUGAAAAAUCUCAGGGUGAAAUCCUCUCCAAACUGGUGGCAUACACCUCUGAGCAAGCUCAUUCCUCAGUGGAGCGUGCUUCUCUGAUUGCUGGAGUGAUCAUGAAGAAGGUUCCCACAGACAACAGCUAUGCUGUCGAAGGGAGCAUGCUUAAGAAGAUCCUGGAGCAGGACAAAGCAGCCGGACUCAUCCCUUUCUAUUUCUGUGCGACCCUUGGCACCACGCCAUCAUGUGCUUUUGAUCACAUCACCGAGCUGGGGCCAAUAUGUAAAGAGGAAAGUAUGUGGAUGCACAUUGAUGCAGCAUAUGCAGGGAGCGCAUUCAUCUGUCCGGAAUUUAGGCCUUUGUUGAAUGGCAUUGAGUUUGCAGACUCUUUCAACUUCAACCCACACAAAUGGCUUUUAAUCAACUUUGACUGCUCUACAAUGUGGGUGAAGGAGAGAGAGGCCAUUAUUGGAGCCUUCAAGAUGGAACCACUCUACCUGAAACACGAAAACCAGGAGUCAGGGAUAAUCACAGAUUAUCGGCACUGGCAGAUUCCACUCGGAAGAAGAUUUCGCUCACUUAAGAUGUGGUUUGUCUUCCGUAUGUAUGGGCUCCAAGGUCUGCAGGAUCAUAUACGCAAGCAAGUGGGCCUGGCCAAAGAGUUUGAGAGUCUAGUACGAGCAGACAACAGGUUUGAGAUCUGUGCCAAGGUCAUCAUGGGAUUGGUCUGCUUCAGGCUCAAGGGCUCAAAUGGGUUGAAUGAACUCUUGCUGAAAAAGAUCACCAAGAGCAGAGAGAUCCACCUGGUGCCUUGCCACCUCUCCGGCCGCUUUGUCCUGCGCUUCGCCAUCUGUGCACGCAGUACUGAGACAAGACACAUCCAACAAGCAUGGCGGCACAUCACGCAGCUGUCCUUUGAGCUUUUGCAGGAGUCCCAGGAAUGACCAAAAAUGCUAGAAAAGGGCUUUCCAUUCUGAUGCCGAAAGGAUGACCAAAGUUAGGACAAAAAAAAUCUAAAUUUCAUGUUACAGAUGUACAAUGUCAUAAAGGGAAUGAAUAAUGCUUUCACAACUCAUUUAGCAGUCAGGCUUAUUUCUGUCUGCAGCCAAGUUAUUCAGUCUAGUAAGCACUGUCAUUGUUUUACUGAUUAACCCAAAUGUGUAGUAAAAGAAAGAAUGCAGGUUCCAAAUUUUACAUUUUGCAUCUGCAACUUCUCUCGCCAGUGACUUUGCUUUUAUCUCUGUUUAAUGAUUAUGUUACUGUCCUCAUCAUAAUCACCUGCUGCAGACCUGUCUUUACUGUCUAUGCGGCUUCUGUGUCUUCUAU
This is a messenger RNA of Cottoperca gobio, 2124 nucleotides long. RefSeq names its product dopa decarboxylase (gene ddc). The record is from RefSeq and is a predicted model, not a curated record. Gene Ontology annotation, cellular component: cytoplasm. Gene Ontology annotation, biological process: catecholamine metabolic process; carboxylic acid metabolic process; amino acid metabolic process. Gene Ontology annotation, molecular function: aromatic-L-amino-acid decarboxylase activity; pyridoxal phosphate binding. The coding region runs from base 300 to 1742 and encodes 480 amino acids. Lineage: Eukaryota; Metazoa; Chordata; Actinopteri; Perciformes; Bovichtidae. The transcript has 15 exons.